AUGGAUGUCGUCGGUGAGAUUGCCUUUGGUAAGGCAUUUGGCUUUCUUGAGGACGAUGAGGACAAGUUCUCCUACAUAAGUACGACGGAGAGCACCAUUCCACUGAUCAUCCUCACGGGCGCAUUCCCUUGGCUGGCCAAGAUUGCUCAGUCACCACUGAUGACAGCCUUUAUGCCGAAAGACACGGAUACUUAUGGUUUGGGCAAGAUCAUGGGGCAAGUCCAACAAUACACAGAUUCACAUCCAGAGGAUAUCAUCCGCAGCUAA
Messenger RNA from Exophiala oligosperma, 267 nucleotides. RefSeq lists its product as uncharacterized. The record is from RefSeq and is a predicted model, not a curated record. The transcript has a single exon. NCBI's taxonomy places the organism in Eukaryota, Fungi, Ascomycota, Eurotiomycetes, Chaetothyriales, Herpotrichiellaceae. Bases 1 to 267 code for a protein of 88 amino acids.